This is a messenger RNA of Phyllopteryx taeniolatus (common seadragon), 1179 nucleotides long. RefSeq names its product splicing factor 3b, subunit 5 (gene sf3b5). Bases 162 to 422 code for a protein of 86 amino acids. The transcript is spliced from 2 exons. Gene Ontology annotation, biological process: mRNA splicing, via spliceosome. Gene Ontology annotation, cellular component: precatalytic spliceosome; U2 snRNP. Lineage: Eukaryota; Metazoa; Chordata; Actinopteri; Syngnathiformes; Syngnathidae. The record is from RefSeq and is a predicted model, not a curated record.
AUAAUAACAUUUAAAACUUAGAUUGAAGUUGUCGUUGUGCCGGCUGAGAAAUAAAUAAAUAAAUAAUUGCUGCUUCGGAACCUUUUCCCGGACGGACACAGACCGGAAGUCUUUCGUUGAAACCAAGUCGGAAACGCUAGCUUCACCAAACAAUCUUAAAGAUGACGGACCGCUACAACAUCCACAGCCAGCUGGAGCACCUCCAGUCCAAGUACAUCGGCACCGGCCACGCCGAUACCAGCAAGUGGGAAUGGCUGGUGAACCAGCACCGAGACUCGCACUGCUCGUACAUGGGCCACUUCGACCUGCUCAACUACUUCUCCGUGGCCGAGAACGAGAGCAAAGCCCGGGUCCGCUUUAACCUGAUGGAGAAGAUGCUCCAGCCGUGUGGACCCCCCGCAGACAAGCCGGACGAAUCCUAGAUUUGGACCUGCGACACCAUUUUGUGGACACCUAAUUUCUUCCUUUUUUGUUUUACAUAUACAGAAGACACUUGGACUUUUUUGGGGGGGGGGAGUUGAUACUUUAGUAUCAUUAGUUGAAGUUACAGAGGACGUUUGUUGGUGUUCUUAAAGCUUUCUUUCUCUCCACUGUUGUCUUUUAUGGAAUCAUUUAAUAUGCAUGAAAAGUAGCUUGGCUUCAUGAUACACACCAUCUAGUGCACAGGUGCCAAACUGGUGGCCCAGGGACCAACCACAUCGUUUUGUGUGGCCCGUGACAGCAAAUCAUGUGCAUCAACUUAAUGUUUCUUGCUAAAAUACUAAAAUUGCAAAUUGUCUUUUUAAAAAAUGUUGAUAUUGCAAGCAUUUUUUGUUACCAAGCCCCCAUUUAAGAUAAAUGUAAUAAUACUGUAGUUGAACAAACAGUUAUUACUGGCUUCUGAUUACAAAACUAUCCAUUCAUUUGUGUAUAUGUAAUGAGGCGAUCAUACUCACAUGGGUUCACAGCUAUAACGGCCCUCUGAGUGAAACAAUAACUACCAUGUGGCUUGUGACAAAAAUGAGUUUAACAUUCCUGCUCUCGUACAAGAGCUGCAAAGGGACUUUUUUUUAAGAGACAUCUCAGUGUGAUGCAUGAUUUUAUUUAUCCUCACAUAUACUAUAUGUAUCUACACAGUCUCCAUUUGGCCAAAGCGGCAUGGUGAAUUUAUUAAAGUUGGGUUUGAUAUUUCUUCAUAAA